Molecule: messenger RNA, 3624 nt
Organism: Blumeria graminis f. sp. triticale
Lineage: Eukaryota; Fungi; Ascomycota; Leotiomycetes; Helotiales; Erysiphaceae
Source: the annotation of a GenBank genome assembly
AUGUUGACUCCAGCGACCGGAGCGCUGGCCGAAUACUUUUCGUGGGAGCGUGAGGCGUGGGUCGAGAUAUUGGCCGAUGUCGACGGCGACGAGCGCGAACAUUUCCUGCCGCUCGAGUCGCUCAAGUCCUACUUCACCAUGUGUGACGACUGGCACCGAAAGAACCUCGACUGCAUCCUCGCCGAAGUCUUCCAGACCGACCUGCCACCUAUCGAUGCCGACCUCAUCCUCCGUGACCACGCCGCCGUAUUCUGCAUCCUCCUCAACAUCAACCGCGCCCAGCACAUUGAGCAUUUCGCCUGCUUCGAGGAACUCUCGGACCGCCGCCUGCCCUUUGACAUAACGCGACCGCCGCGACACUUUCCGCGCCAUCCCGAGUUCCUCUCCGAAUUUUGCGCCGUCCAGAAACGCUACUGCGUACCAAUCUUUGAUGCCCACAUGUUGCACAAGCACUUUGAAAGUCAGCGUCUGCUCCCCAUCACCUUCAGACGCCCACUGAAUACGCGUGGGACUCCGCGUACCGCCAUCAUAGGCAUCUACAAGUUGAACAAUCACAUUACCACAGCCGCCGCCAAAUGCAACUUUCCCGAGUCCUCGCCGACGUCGGAGCCUUUUGAAACCACAGCCAACACUUUUGUCGUCGAGACCUAUGCGGCCGGGGAUGAACUAAGCGCCUACACGCGAAAGAUCAGUCUCCUCCGGCCCCUCAAGAACGCCAAGGGACUCAUUAGCUUCUAUGGCAGCUAUGAGCACCGCGACCGCUCACACAUCCUUCUCGAAUACGCCGACAAGGGCACCCUCGACCAUUUCUUCCAAAACGAAGCGCCGCCGAGUCGAGGCGACGAUAUUGUCGACUUUUGGGAAAAUUUGCUGCAGCUGGCCAAGGGCUUGCGCGCCAUCCACACUGUUAAGGAGGCCCAUUACGACGUGUCGCCCGCAAAUAUCCUUGUCUUGAGCAAAGGUGUGCCAUCCCCAUGCCAUUGGCAGUUUAAAUUUUCUUGCCCCGGCCUGCCCCUCCCUCCGCUCCACACAACACCAGCAGCUCAAUGCUACGCUCCGCCCACAGCCUUGACGCAUCGUCACGGUGGUGCCAAUGCAGCGGGAGCCGACAUCUGGUCUCUCGGUCGUAUCCUCGGUGAGGCAGCUUUUUGGGUCGCUGAGGGCUGGAAGGGUGUUCUCGACUACCGCCAGCAGAUGGCCCAGGCCUUAUACUCCGACACCAACGCUUACCAUGAUGACGACGACGACGAUGACGAUGAUGGCGAACAGAUGUUCCAAACCAUUUUCGAUAUCCACGGUGAACUUGAACAUCAUCUCCGUCGUUCAGAUCAUAUCACCAAGGAUAUCCUUGACACGCUCGUCGACGAAAUGCUAUGGGACGAAACUCCACCCAGUAUGGAGACCGUUACGCGACAGGCCGAUGUCGUCAUCAGCCGGGCACGGCAAAAGCUCCGCGCUUCGACCUCAUCGCGACGCUCAACUUGCUCCUCUCGCCGCAGUCGCUCGCGCAAUCCUACGCGCUCAAAUACGCCGCCGCCACCACUACCGCUACCUUCUUUCAUGGCCGAUGCCAAGGCCGACUCGCUCUGCUCCAGCCUACGCUUUCCCCAGCACGUAGAGAGUUGGCGGAUGCACGUAACCUCCCACUCCACUGCCAUCUCGACACCGGCCUCAAACCGAGCCUCGCUCUUUAGCGGCGUUGGGAGUGACUCUUCUCGCGUCUCGGGUGACCAUGUAUAUCUCGGCGGCAUAGAAAGUCGCACACCAGAACUAGAAAUCGAUGCGCCUGCCACAAGCUGGUUCUUGGACAGUCCGACAACCGACUCGGCCAUUACGCCCCUAACCUCGCCACCGACAAGCGUACAUCCAUCGCAAACACCAGCUCUCGACGUGAAGCAGUCGCCCUGCAUUCACGACGGAAGUGAGCUUGCCAUUGAGACUACACCGAUGAAGACAUACCAAAUUAUGCACGACAGCGAGGCAGCUGAUGUCAUAGAGCCGACGCUAACCUAUCCAUCAUCUGAGGUCAAUAAACCCCUUACAGUCAGCGAGACCAGCCUCAUGGACCAUCCCAUUGGUCAGGACCAGUCGGCCGCGCUCGACGCUCAGUGGGGCCGGCAGACGAACAAUGACGAGGUACGACUCGGCGGAGCGUUGCAGACGCUCCCGUCGCAAGAGUAUUUUCUCAAGUUUCGCAAGUCGCCUCCGCUGCCGCGAUUCGCUGGUCCUAGUUCGGUGACGUUGCCGGGAAAUUCUCUAGUUCCGCCAACGCCAAAAUCUACUAAUAUGGAUGCCGUCUACUCCAAUAGGGAUCGCCUCGCACCGCACGCGUCUGUCGGGCCACGACCAUCAGCAUCCACCAACUUUUCCUACUGUCGCCCACAUACCGGUCACGAUUCGCAGCUCCCAUCCCGUAGCUACCACUCCCGCAAGGCCGUCGAGAGCAUAGGCGAGUUUUCUCGCAGUCCGUCUACACACUCCAUCUCAUCGGUUGCCUUUGAGGUCAAGGCCCCUGGGGUCGAGAAUACGCGACAUAACUCGGUGCGUUCAUCGGUUAGCUCCUCUCGCACUACGACUUCCAACCGGCCGAGCAUUGGAUCGACGAUAUUGUCGAAAGGUCGUCGCAUCUCGUCGGCCAUGAACACUAGACGCAACUCUCUCCUUUCCCUUCCCGAUAGCGACAACUCUUUCCAGGCCGGUACAACCAGUAGACUUUCGCCACUUUGCGAACCAGCCAAUUGCGCUGCCGAGGGCCAAGGGGAUUACCUUGACGUCGACACGUGCCGACAGUGGAAGAAGCUUAGCAAGGCCAAUAAGAAGAAGAAACAACAGCCUCCCCUGCUACCCGGGACUGAGCAUCUAGAGGCGCUAGAGCAGCGAGAUCACAUUUUCAUUGUUGAUGACUCGGAUUCCAUGGGACCGCACUGGAUGAAUGUCUGCCACGUCUUUGAGGGCCUCAGCUACAUGGUGAAGGGCAUGUCACCGGGCGGAACGGAGCUCUUCUUUACAGUAUCGUGCGAUACGCGGCGACGCAAGGGCACGCAAGACCUAUGCCAGUACCUGGCAAAACAUCGACUGCAAAAGGCGCAGACCAACAUUGCUCGGCGCCUAGAUCUUCAGUUAGCCGCUUACCGCAUGAAACUAUCGAGCAUGAAGAGGGGUGCAAAGGAGGUGCGGCCGGUCAGCUACUACAUUUUGAGCAACGGUGACUGGACAGAGGCGUCGAUGGCGGAACUUCAGAGCACGCUCGAGAGGACGGCGGGCUUGACGCAGAAGCUCGGCCUGCAGCAGCAGAUACUGGUCAGUUUUGUGCGGUUUGGCGAGAGCGAGGGGUCUGCGGGCAUGAUUAAUAGGUUGGCGUGGGAUGGCGUCGGCGUCAGGGUUGCGUCGACGGCGCGAACAGGCAACGUCUGGGAGAUGCUGCGUGGCAAAGACGACGAGGACAAGUGCAUGGGUACGAGGAGCUGGCAGGGUGAGGAGGCCAGUGCGACAGGGCACAGGGCUCGUGAGUUGGAGGAGACGGAGCAAGCAAGGGCCAAGGCGGCAGCGACGUCGACGAGCGGGUCGAGGAGUCAGGAGACGAGUGCGGCGAGCGAGAUUGCCGGGAUCUUUGAGUUGGCUUAG